CCCAAGUUUGGGCACGGCGUCUGCUGGCCACACUGCCCGUUUACAGAUUUCACAGACGCACACAAACAAACGCGCUUGGUUUUCACUCUCAUCCAAACUUUCCAACCACCCACACCUCUCUCUCUCUCUCUCUCUCUCUCCUUCUUCAAUGGCUUCCAUCACUGCGCCAACCCCAGCUCCUCACAACCUUACCUUCCCCAACCCCAAAUCCUACCCCUCCUCCGCUUCGAAAACCCCAUUGUACCCUUCCUCUUCCUCUAGAUUCUCCGAUUCAUCCCUCUGCCGGUGCCGGAACCCUUCCUCCUCCUCCUCCGACUCAGUCCAUUGGAGAUGGGACUCUGCGCUCCAGGACCUCGUCAAAAACGCCAUGAAACGACUCGAUUUCCAGGGAGGAGGAAGCGCUAGCAAGGCCGACGAGGAGGAGCCCGCCUGGGAUUGGGAUCGCUGGCGUCAGCAUUUCCUCGAGGUCGAAGACCAAGAGCGCCUCGUCUCACUUCUCAAGUCACAGUUGGGUCGAGCUGUAAAUGUAGAGGAUUUUGAGGAUGCUGCUAGGCUCAAGGUUGCCAUUGCUGCCGCCUCCACAAACGACGUCGUCGGCUCAGUCAUUUCUCGUCUCAAUAGAGCUAUACAGGACGAGCGUUACCAGGAAGCAGCAUUUUUCCGGGAUAAUGCCGGUGCUGGAUUGGUGGGUUGGUGGGCUGGCAUCUCUAAGGAUAAGAAGGACCCUCACGGCCUAAUUAUACGAGUAACUGCAGAGCAUGGACGAUAUGUCGCAAGGAGUUAUAGUCCCCGGCAGCUCGCUACAGCUGCAGCUGGUGUUCCACUGUUUGAGAUCUUUUUAACAAUGAAUAAAAAGGGUGAAUACAAACAACAGGCUGUGUACUUAAAGCGGGGAGGAGUAUUUCCAGAUUCUCCACAAGUUAGCUCCAAAGCAAUGGACACCACUACCACCUUGAAUCCUUUAGAUUCAACUGAAGAAAAAAGCGAUCUAUUUCUUGGAGGUAGUGACGAUACUGAAGAUGGUGAUGAUAUGGAUGAUGAUUUGGAUCUUUCUGAGGGACUCUCUGGAUUUCAGAGCAUCUUGAGGGAUAUGAUUCCUAAUGUGAAGGUCAAGGUCUUGAAAGUGACAUCACCAGGAAAGGUAGAUCGGGAUCUAAUAUCUAAAGUGAUUGAGCAGAUCAUUGAGGAAGAUGAUGAAGAUAAGGAUAAUGAAAUCGAGAAUUCAGAAGCUGAAGAUGAGGACGAGGACGAAGACGAAGAAAAGGUUGAAGGUGAUCAAGAGACUGUGAUUGAACUGGAUGCUGAUCCUGCAAUUAUUCAAAAUGCUGAGAGACAAGAAAUUGCAGUUAAAGUUGUUUUUGGUGGUUUUGGGCAGAAAAUAUCUAACAUCCCACCUAGUAAAAAUUUGCUCCGAGUCCCUGCUAAAAUAGAGAAGAAGGGGCGUUUAUCCUUUUCUUUUACUGUUGAGAAAGAUAUUAAUCAACAGGAUUCUCGACAAGGAACAAAGUUCAGGAGAUAAAAAGCUAAAGUUGGAGGUCAGCGUAGCAUUGACAAUGUAAUGUUUGAUCUUGCUAAGUUCAUUGGAAAAGAGAAGAUACCAUUGAAGGUACUCAAAGAUGUUGGUGAGUUGAUAAAUCUUGCUCUCAGUCAGGUUCAUAAUCAUCAGCCAUUGUCAGGAUCCACUACUUUCAAUCGCAUUGAAAUGCCCGUUUCUCAAGAUCCAUUAAAUGGACUAUACAUUGGUGCACAUGGGCUCUACACCUCAGAAGUUAUUCACCUGAGACGUAAGUUUGGACAAUGGAAAGAAGACAAUGGGACUAAGGAACCCUCAAACCUCGAGUUUUAUGAAUAUGUGGAAGCCUUAAAACUUACUGGGGAUCCUUAUGUACCAGCUGGCCAGGUGGCAUUCCGUGCAAAGAUUGGGAAAAGAUAUCAGCUUCCUCAUAAAGGGAUCAUACCAGAAGAGUUUGGAGUGGUUGCUCGAUAUAAAGGACAGGGGAGGCUUGCUGAGCCAGGGUUUCGUAAUCCUCGAUGGGUCGAUGGUGAACUUGUUAUUCUUGAUGGAAAGUACAUUAAAGGAGGACCUGUUGUUGGGUUUGUUUAUUGGGCCCCAGAGUAUCAUUUCUUGGUGUUCUUUAAUCGACUGAGGCUUCAAGGCUAGGUUCCUUGUACAUAAUGCUCAAGGUUGUUGACAUCUUUUCUUCGCAAUUUUGUAGGUUUAGAUAUGGAUUACAUCGACAAAGGGCUACAUAUCCAAUGUUUACUCAACUGACUGGUGCACAUGCAAGCAUGCCUGACUCAGAACAAUUACCAAAGCUAUGAACUGGAAUAGAGUAGAUAAUUGCCUUCUUUGAUCCUGUUUCUGGAAUAUCGUUUUCUGUCAUUGUAUGUGUCUAACCUCUGUCGUACUAUCAGUGUUUUGUUUUGUCUUAAUUAUUAUACACUUAAGUAAUGCUUUUGUGCAGUCUUUCUUCAAGCAUUGCUUUAGUAGGUAUAAUUUAGAGAUACUAUUAGGUCUUGAUAUAAAUUUUAACCGAUAUAUGUGAUGGUUUGAUUCUUGUAUAUAUUAGGUGGGCAUACUCAGAUGUAAAUUAUUAGAAACCAAGUGCGGGAUAAUCAACACAAUUCCUCUUCUUAUUUUAAUAACGAUUGCAUUGACAUUAUUCUUUUAA
Messenger RNA from Rosa chinensis, 2672 nucleotides. RefSeq names its product protein EXECUTER 1, chloroplastic. Lineage: Eukaryota; Viridiplantae; Streptophyta; Magnoliopsida; Rosales; Rosaceae. Gene Ontology annotation, biological process: response to singlet oxygen; singlet oxygen-mediated programmed cell death. The record is from RefSeq and is a predicted model, not a curated record. Gene Ontology annotation, cellular component: thylakoid membrane.